AAACCGGAAGUUUUCAUAUCGAUAGACGCAUUCCUGUUUCUUCAAACUUUUGUUGUCAUUUUGUAACUUUAAAGCUUCUUAUACAUAUUUUACUAUGUUUAAGGCAAAGGUUUUAGUAUUAGGACCUUGUGAGAGUGGAAAGACCGCGCUGUCCAAUUUUCUGGCUGAUGCUACUGAGACGGCGAGCGGGGAAUACCAUCCAACACAAGGCUGCAGGAUUUUGGAGUUUGAGAAUCACAACCCUACGGCUGGUCAUGGCCGACAGUCGACCGUGGAGGUUGAGUUGUGGGACUGCAGUGGAGAUAAAAAAUUUGAGGCUUGCUGGCCAGCAUUUGCGAGGGGCACGACAGGAAUCGUCUUUGUGUAUAACCCUGACCAACAAAACCAUGACAAGGAGUUAGAAAGCUGGUAUAAUUACUUCAUAGAAGAGCAAGGUGUUAAGGAGACAUCAUGUUGUGUGUUCGCUCACCACAAACCUAGUGCCCCCGACAGGGAACGAUCUCAACUUUCCCAGUGUUUCAGCAACAUUCCUGUUGUCCAUACAAAUAUUGAAGAAGAUGGCGAAGCAGUCCGGAACGAGUUCAGCCAGUUCCUUGCAAAACUCACAGUCGCAAUGUCGGAUAAACGUGAACAGGAGGAACUCAGCAUCAUGAACCACCGAUAGACUGGUUGUGGGAGGGGAGCAUGUGUAGACUGGUUGUGUGAUGAAACCAUUGCAUUUGUUGCUAAAAGAGCUUUGAUGCUGAAAAAAUGUGAUUUGAAUGACAAACAUUGUGUUUCAUCUGUGAUACUGUGAUAUUUUGUGUAUUUAUUGUUUCAAAUAGAGUGUAAAAAUGCAACAACAUAAUUUUAUGAAUAAGAAGAAGGUAACAAUAAUGGUAAAUGUCCUUGUAGCAAUUUAUUUUUAUUCCACUGAUCUGUAUACAAAGACUUUUUUAAAUGAAAGCCAUUGUCAAACCAACACAUACAAAUGAACAUGUACAUGUUACUAAAACAGAACUAUUUGUGCGACUUUAUUGUAGUAUUGUAGUGUUCAUUAAAUGUUGUGUACUGUAGAA
Messenger RNA from Mya arenaria, 1058 nucleotides. Its product is annotated as intraflagellar transport protein 22 homolog. Bases 95 to 664 code for a protein of 189 amino acids. Gene Ontology annotation, molecular function: GTPase activity. Gene Ontology annotation, biological process: intracellular protein transport. The record is from RefSeq and is a predicted model, not a curated record. Gene Ontology annotation, cellular component: endomembrane system. Lineage: Eukaryota; Metazoa; Mollusca; Bivalvia; Myida; Myidae. The transcript has 6 exons.